UCACCAACCCGGACCCCGGGCUGGCCUCUUCUAGCUUCCCCUCCUCGUCUCUGACUGAAAAUAUUCUUCUUCUUCUUUCUUCUUCUCCGUUUCUUCUCCAAGCAAGUUUGGAUCCAUCAAAGCAUCUAUCUACACAAGCCGUCGCAAAAGUCAUUACUCGGACAACCAAAUUACAUUCAAGUAUCCAUAUUACAACGUAUUAGCUUUACAGUAGCUUACACUGGGACCAAUACACCAAGCACAAUCACUCACUGUGCUCGAUUGAUCCCGGUCACCUCAGAUUGCGCCGCCACUAGGUUAUUACUGCGCAACAUUUUUUGGUUCGACUUGCAAAGAUCUACCUUGGCGCCACUGCCGUACCACGACCGCAAUUAUCUUACCGUGCUCAUCUCCGAAUUUAUUCUUCUCCUGACUCUGUCCGACACCUUCAACUGUCUGAGCGAUUUUGGUAAUUCUUGAGAAAGCAUCUCUACGAAAGAAAGCGAACAGAAAAUAACCCCACGUCCAUCGAGCGAGCACUUACAAGCGCCCCUCUUCCCCCACUUCAUCUCGACAUCAUUUCUUACCGACACCCAAAAGAACCCAGAAGCUGUCGCAUCCGACAUUACGAUAAACCCAUUGACGAUUUCACGACUCUGUUCAUUGACGACCUGGCGACGCCAGAUACAUCGCGACUUGUCCCUAGAAUACAGAUCCUGCACUGUCGCGCACAGGCAGAUUUGACGAACAUACCACAAUGAACGGCACACAAUCCCCCGAUGCCCAAAAGGCAGCAAAUGCCAACACCAACGGUAGCAACAGCAACAAUAGCAGUCUUGCUGCUAAGAAGCGCAAGAAGGACUUGAAGCCGAUAAUUACUAUGGAGGGCACAAACCAACCAGCUGGGUGUGUAUAAAACUGUUUCCUUUUUGGUCUUUGAGCUCUGGUCGCAUUUUGUUUUGGUUAUCUAUACACACAUCUCGUUCGCAUUCUUUCUUAGUGUUUUGUUUUGUUGCAGCCGCAUCACCCUACACAACCUUGAUUUUGGGGAACCUCUCCGUCGCACAUUGCUUUGGCAUUCCCCUCGAGGCCGCUGGUUUUACAGAUCGCAUGCCGCCAUCCCAAAAUCCCCAAGGCGCCGCUGGUCCGAUGUCGCCAACGACCCUGAUACAACCCAACUGCUCUAGCUACAUCUCAGAUCAGCUGUUGCUGCGAUUAUGAGACCAGAUCCACAACUUCCAUGUGACUGGUUAUGGAAGAAACAGAUACUGGUUUCAGAGAAAAUCAAGCAUCAUUCCAUUCAUAUCGCCAAAAUGGACACUCAACAAAUAUGGCGCGGCAUUGCAUCACCCUACAGAAGCAGCGAGGGCAGAUUGAAACAAGUGUGGACACUGCUCACAGUGGCUGUUCUGGAGCUUGGGGGCCCGUGUGCUUGGGCCUUGAUAGAAGGACACGACCCCAUAAGCCUUGGGCAUUCACCAACCUUGGAUCACUCGAUCGAUCACUGGGUCCUCUGUACCUGAUUUUGGUCUGCCCUGGAGGUGGUGCAGUCAGUCACUUGCCCGUGGCCACCUCUGAUUGUGCCUGAAGCUUCUGUUGGCUGAUGCAUGUGGAGGAGGAUGAGAAUGUGAUGAAGAUGGUUGUGCUCAUGCUGUCUGAUGCGAUACCACCUGACUGAGUUGUCCGGCCCUUUGCCAUCACUUUGCAUUCUCUAUUGUCGCUCCCUCUCUUUGGAACUCGCUUGGCGAGCUGGAUAUUCGAGCCUUGAGCUCUGAGAGACCCUUUAUUCGCCGGGCGGGACGCUCCGUCGUGCGCCGCGUGCCAGCCAUCCCAUGGUCUCUAGCAGGGCCCUAGAAACAGAAAGCCAAGCGACUGCAGAUCCGCAAAGAACGCUGAGCUCAGAGUCAAGGAAAGCGAAGCAAAUCAAAACCAAAGACAAGGAGCACGCCCCCGAGCCCAGUCGACCUAUAAUCUCCAUCAAUCUCUCCCUCGACUUGGCCUCGCCUGUUUUUAUAUUGUUUACUCCUUUUCUCUUUUUUUCUUUUUUUUUUUUUUUUUUUUUUUUUUUUUUUUUUUUUUUUUUUGGCUCUUUAUGCGUCCCAGCUUGCAGUCAACCUCAACCGUAACCAUCGUGCACCAGACGUCUUUGUCAUCUUCGUCAUUUUGGCCAGAUCCUUGUUCUCUCCAUCACCUUUCCUUAUCCCCCGCUCAUAAACCGCCACGCUGCUCACCGGCUUAUCUGUCGCGCUGCUCCCACGAUUAUCACUAUUUUCACUACGUGAUUUGACUUGAGCUGGUGCUCCCGAAGUUGAGGAGCAGAGAAGGACAAGGAAGCAGAUUCAACGCCCGACUUAUUACCAGCGCAAGCUGCGUCAUGUGAAGGCACCAUGAGCAGCUUUCUCAAAUCAAGGUUGCACUUCCCCGUCCCGUUUUAUGCUUUGUCGGUAGCGGUUUGGCGCCCAAACUUAGGCGUGUGUUUCACCGCAGUCGGUCAAUUCAGUGCCCGAGUCUUUUUGGUACCGAAUUCUUCAACUGGAAGCGCCAGUGAAAGACUUGACUCGUUUCUACGUUAUCGUUUGGAUGAUGUUUUGAUGCUUCCCCGCCAUUUCACUACACCCAAGCCCAAUCCGGCAAAGGUCCCCCACCACGCGCAAGGCCUCAGCUCUUUCGUCGCCGUCGCUCUCCCACCAAAUCUUGCGACCGUGGUUGUUUGAUCUGAUUGCAUUGGCUCCGCCUCAAUUCUCGUUCAUCAUCUACACGUCGCCUUAUUGCGCUGAUUUUUACCGCAUCUCUACAUAUAUUUUAAGCCAUCGCUGACCUCUUUUCUCCCCCUUAUAGAUCCCACCAGCUUUCCGCCAUGGCCCAUUCCCCCUCUUCCUCGUCCGUCGACGAUGCCGCCGAAAAUACUGCAGAUGAAGAGGAUUCUGAAGAUUACUGCAAAGGUGGCUACCACCCCGUACAAGUCGGAGAGAAGUUCAAGGAUGGAAAAUAUACCGUGGUUCGCAAGCUAGGAUGGGGUCAUUUCUCAACCGUCUGGCUGUCCCGCGACAACACCAACGGCAAGCAUGUCGCCCUCAAGGUUGUCCGUUCCGCCGCCCACUACACCGAGACCGCCAUCGAUGAGAUCAAGCUUCUCAACAAGAUUGUUCAAGCCAAGCCCGAUCACCCUGGUCGCAAGCACGUUGUGAGUCUUUUGGACUCGUUCGAGCACAAGGGACCCCACGGCACCCACGUCUGUAUGGUUUUCGAGGUGCUGGGAGAGAAUUUGCUUGGGCUCAUCAAGCGCUGGAAUCACCGUGGCAUUCCCAUGCCUCUUGUCAAACAAAUUACAAAGCAAGUUCUACUAGGCCUCGACUACCUCCAUCGCGAAUGCGGUAUCAUUCACACCGACCUCAAACCAGAAAAUGUCCUUAUCGAGAUUGGGGAUGUUGAACAGAUCGUUAAGCGCGUCGUCAAACCUGAAUCUGCCGAAAAGGAGAAUAACCGCAAUGGACGUCGGCGCAGAAGGACUCUCAUUACUGGCAGUCAACCAUUGCCAUCUCCCCUCAACACCAGCUUCAACCAGUCCAACCUUUUCCCCUCACCGAACACGCACUCUAGUCUUGCUGGUGUCCUGAACGAAGGCAAGUCAUCAAAGGAGGCAUCUCCUAAACCAUCUGACGAUGCCCAAAAGCAACGAGAAAAGUCUGCCGAUCUUCUCAGUCGGGAAGUCUCAGGUAUCUCUCUAGACAAGUCAAACUCUCCCUCUGCUUCAACAGGCGAAAAGCGCAAGGCAGAAGAUGCGCACGCUUUCGAUGUUAUUAGCGUCAAGAUUGCAGACCUGGGCAAUGCCUGCUGGGUCAACCACCACUUUACCAACGACAUCCAGACAAGACAAUAUAGAUCACCUGAGGUUAUUUUGGGUUCCAAAUGGGGUGCCAGCACUGAUGUAUGGAGUAUGGCAGCUAUGGUGUUUGAGUUAAUCACCGGAGAUUAUUUGUUUGAUCCUCAGUCAGGUACCAAGUAUGGUAAGGACGAUGACCACAUUGCUCAAAUCAUCGAACUACUUGGGCCAUUCCCCAAAUCUCUAUGUCUCAGUGGCAAGUGGAGUCAGGAGAUCUUCAACCGAAAGGGAGAAUUGCGAAACAUCCACCGACUGCGGCAUUGGGCUCUACCGGAUGUGCUACGCGAGAAGUAUCACUUUAAGGAAGACGAGGCAAAGCGUAUUGCAGACUUCCUCACCCCAAUGUUGGAGUUAGUACCUGAGAAGCGAGCCAAUGCUGGCGGAAUGGCAGGUCACGUCUGGUUGGAGGAUACACCUGGCAUGAAGGGGCUGAAGAUUGAGGGCCUGGAAGUCGGUGGCCGUGGUGAAGGCAUCGACGGCUGGGCGACGGAAGUAAGGAAGAGAUAAAGUGAUUUAUAGACGCCUCGGGCAUGUCGAAUACAGAGAAACAAGCGAAACACAAGUCGACAGUCCAAGGCAACCCACAUGAAGUGGUGCAUGUGGGGUUUGACUGGUCUUUUUUUAAUUGUCUUUUUGAUGAUCCACACGAACGGCUUGCGGUGCUACAUUACACUUGUACAUCUUGACGAUCUGGAACAGCGGCAUCUUAUCAAGCGAGCCGACUAUGAUGAUGAAUGUAUGUAGGCGAGGGAAGAAGUACAUGCAAAGGGGGUAAAAGAUUUAACGACUGUCCAAUGUCUUAGCACUCUUUGGUCUAGCCUGGGAGCAAGAACGCAUCAGACCUUGAUAUAGAUUGUUGAAAUAAACUCAGCAAAGUGUAUCCUAAAUCUAUCCUACACUUAUGCCAGGUUACCUAAACUUGCCAA
This is a messenger RNA of Fusarium verticillioides 7600, 4788 nucleotides long. Its product is annotated as CMGC/SRPK protein kinase. NCBI's taxonomy places the organism in Eukaryota, Fungi, Ascomycota, Sordariomycetes, Hypocreales, Nectriaceae. Gene Ontology annotation, molecular function: protein kinase activity; ATP binding. The transcript has 4 exons. The record is from RefSeq and is a predicted model, not a curated record. Gene Ontology annotation, biological process: regulation of mRNA processing; spliceosomal complex assembly; protein phosphorylation. Bases 2837 to 4369 code for a protein of 510 amino acids.